CGGGAGGAUUCAGUGCGGCUGCGGCGGCCAGGCCAUGGCGCUCGCGCAGGGCACCGGCGACUUCUCCGUGGUGGUGCUGGGCUCCGACUUCGCGGUCGACGCCGGGGCCGCGCUCCUCAACCCUGCCGACCGGGAGGAGUGGCACGACUGCCUGCCCGACCUCUCCGCCCCCGCCGACGGCGACGACUUCUCCGACCUCGAAGACCUCCAGGUCGUCCGCGUCCAUGGCACCGACAGGGCCGGGAGGCGCAUCGUCCGCGUCGUCGGCAGGUUCUUCCCUGCUCCUGUCAUAGGUGGUGAGCGACUGAAGAGGUAUGUUCUUCACAAGCUGCGCACUGAGUUGCCAGAUGGACCAUUCUGCAUUUUGUACAUGCACAGCACUGUACAGUCAGAUGAUAACAACCCCGGGAUGUCAAUCUUAAGGGGAGUUUAUGAAGAUCUUCCACAUGAAUGCAAGGAAAGGCUGCAGGUGUUAUACUUCCUGCAUCCUGGGCUUCGGUCUAGGUUGGCCAUCGCCACACUUGGCAGGCUCUUUUUAAGCGGAGGUUUGUAUUGGAAAAUCAAGUAUGUUAGUCGGCUGGAGUAUCUUUGGGGGGACAUCAGAAAGGGAGAAGUAGAAAUUCCAGAUUUCGUGAUUGAUCAUGAUAAGGUUCUUGAGCACCGACCACUGACAGACUAUGGUAUAGAGCCUGAUCCUCUACAUCUUGCUGAUAUGCCUGCUGUGGGCUACUCGCUUGGAAGGUAUGAAGACAAAUGGUCUCCCGAAGAUCGACGGUACUCUCGCAAUUACAUGUGAAAAUUUGCUAGCCGAAGGCCUCCAAGAUUCAUGUAAUAUAUAUAGUAUAAUUAGGAUCAUGGUAAUGUUGUGUGAUUUUGUCAGGUUGCUAUAAAAACCUGACCGCCUGCUUCAGAAUUGUCGGGAUAUAUCACCUGCAUUUACUUCUAAGCCAACGGCAUGUCCGUCUUGA
This is a messenger RNA of Oryza brachyantha (malo sina), 968 nucleotides long. Its product is annotated as ganglioside-induced differentiation-associated protein 2. NCBI's taxonomy places the organism in Eukaryota, Viridiplantae, Streptophyta, Magnoliopsida, Poales, Poaceae. Bases 35 to 796 code for a protein of 253 amino acids. The transcript is spliced from 3 exons. The record is from RefSeq and is a predicted model, not a curated record.